Entelurus aequoreus (snake pipefish) is the source of this 3544-nucleotide messenger RNA. RefSeq names its product ATPase H+ transporting V0 subunit a2a (gene atp6v0a2a). The record is from RefSeq and is a predicted model, not a curated record. Bases 400 to 2934 code for a protein of 844 amino acids. Gene Ontology annotation, molecular function: proton-transporting ATPase activity, rotational mechanism; ATPase binding. Gene Ontology annotation, cellular component: plasma membrane; vacuolar proton-transporting V-type ATPase, V0 domain; vacuolar proton-transporting V-type ATPase complex. Lineage: Eukaryota; Metazoa; Chordata; Actinopteri; Syngnathiformes; Syngnathidae. The transcript is spliced from 20 exons. Gene Ontology annotation, biological process: proton transmembrane transport; vacuolar acidification.
GCUAGCCUCAAUCUGUGUCGGACUAGAGAGAGAAAGGCCCACGUACGCUCAUUUCUCGCCCGUGACGUGAUUUUUAACGGGCGUUCAAACCUUAACUCGACCAACAAUUGGAUUAUUUCUCCUUUUUUUUCAUCGCCGUGGUUGAUUACCGCCGUUUGCCGCUGCUGCGUGUGAGCCUGUGAGGCGGCGUCAUGGCAGGUGUACGUUGAAGGCGGGAGAAGAUGCACAAUCAAGCCUUUGCUCUUUUCUCAACCUCCACCGCCUUCUAAAGGGACAAGGCGACUCGAAGCUGAACCACCAUGGAGGGCAGGAUAGUCCCAGACCCUUCUAGUCGGAAUUAACCCCCACGCUGAGUGACUAGGACGGUGGAAUAAAGAGGAGGAGAGGGAAGAAUACAAAAUGGUGUUCCGGAGUGAGGAGAUGUGUUUGGCCCAGUUGUUCCUGCAGUCCGGCUCGGAGUACGACUGCAUCAGCCAACUGGGAGAACUGGGCUUGGUCGAGUUCCGAGACCUCAAUCCAAGCGUCAGCUCCUUCCAGCGCCGCUUUGUCAGCGAGAUCAAGAGAUGCGAGGAGAUGGAGAGGAUGCUGGGUUACCUCCUGAGGGAGAUCCAGAAGGCUCACAUCGCCGUACCCGAGGAGGACGAGAGUCCACUGGCUCCUCCGCCCAGACAAGUGCUGGAGAUCAUGGAGCAGCUCCAGAGGCUGGAGAUGGAGCUGAGCGAGGUGGCCAGGAACAAAGACAAGCUGCAGAGGAACCUGCUGGAGCUCAUCGAGUACACGCACAUGCUGAAGAUCACGCGCACCUUCAUACACAGCCGCUCCAGGCAUGAGGCUCUGGGUCCCCAGUAUGAGGAGUUCCCCACCAUGGAGACAGACUCGGUGUCAGGCUGCACUGGCAUGCAGAGACUUGGAGCCAAGCUUGGGUUCAUCUCCGGACUCAUCCGGCGGGUGAAAGUGGAGGCGUUUGAGCGCAUGUUGUGGCGGGUGUGCAAGGGCUACACCAUCCUCAGCUACGCCCAGGUGGACGAGAACCUCGCCGACCUCGACACGGGCGAGAUCAGCAAGAACGUGGUCUUCCUCAUCUCGUUCUGGGGAGACCAGAUCGGGCAGAAAGUCCAGAAAAUCUGCGAUUGCUACCACUGCCACCUCUACCCGCACCCGGAGAACGACGAGGAGCGGGCGGACAUGUUGGACAGCUUGAGGACGCGCAUCCAAGACCUCAACAACGUUCUCCAUCGCACCGACGACUACCUGAAGCAGGUCCUGCAGAAGGCGUCGGAGUCGGCGUACGGCUGGGUGGUGCAGGUGAAAAAGAUGAAGGCCAUCUAUCACAUCCUCAACCUCUGCAGCUUCGACGUCACCAACAAGUGUUUGAUCGCCGAGGUGUGGUGUCCCGUCAGUGACCUGGCCAACCUGCGGGCGGCGCUGGAGGAAGGCUCGAGAAAAGGCGACGCCACCGUUCCUUCGUUUGUGAACCGCAUCCCCAGUGCCGACACGCCUCCCACGCUGGUGCGGACCAACAAGUUCACCUCGGGUUUCCAGAGCAUCGUGGAGGCGUACGGGGUGGGGGAUUAUCGAGAGGUGAGCCCAGCACCCUACACCAUCAUCACCUUCCCCUUCCUGUUCGCCGUCAUGUUCGGGGACCUGGGCCACGGCGUGGUCAUGAGCUUCCUGGCGCUCUGGAUGGUGCUGACGGAAAAGAAGCAGAAGAGGAGACGCUCAGAUAACGAGAUAUGGGCGACCUUCUUCAGCGGGCGUUACAUCAUCCUCACGAUGGGGCUCUUCUCCAUCUACACGGGCCUCAUUUACAACGACUGCUUCUCCAAGUCGCUCAACAUUUUCGGCUCGGGCUGGAGCGUCAAGGCCAUGUUCACCAGUCAGCAGUGGACGAACAAAACGCUUCAAACAAAUGCGUUGCUAACGUUAGACCCCAACGUCAGCGGCGUGUUCGUGGGCCCGUACCCGUUUGGCAUCGAUCCUAUUUGGAGCAUGGCGGUCAACCGGCUGUCCUUCCUCAACUCGUACAAGAUGAAGAUGUCGGUGGUCGUCGGCGUCAUUCACAUGACCUUCGGCGUGGUUCUGAGCGUCUUCAAUCACUUGCACUUCCGACAGAAAUACGAUGUUUAUCUGCUCUUUCUGCCCGAGCUGCUCUUCCUGCUCUGUCUCUUCGGCUACCUGGUCUUCAUGAUCCUCUACAAGUGGCUGGCCUUCAGCGCGCGCGACUCCAGCAGCGUUCCAAGCAUCCUCAUCCACUUCAUUAACAUGUUCGUCAUGCAGGGCAAGGACAUCACUCCCCUGUACCCGGGACAGACGGGUCUACAAAUGUUCCUACUGGUGAUCGCGCUGCUGUCCGCUCCCGUCCUGCUCUUAGGCAAGCCUCUUUUCUUGUACUGGAUUCACCGUGGAGGCAAAGGCCUGCGCAGGCGCAGAGGCUACGAGAGAGUGAGGCGCGCCAGCGAGGAUGACAGUUCAGCGGCGCCGUCCUACGAGGACGACGAGGAAGAGGGACUUGAUGAGACGACGCGCAGAGAAGCUCAGACGUUUGACUUUGCGGACGUGCUCCUGCACCAGGCCAUCCACACCAUCGAGUACUGCCUGGGCUGCAUAUCCAACACGGCGUCGUACCUGCGACUCUGGGCUCUCAGCUUGGCGCACGCGCAGCUGUCUGAGGUGCUGUGGGACAUGGUGAUGCGCCUCGGCUUCAAGAUCACCACGCGAGUCGGGGUGGUGUUUUUAGUGCCCGUGUUUGGCGUCUUUGCGCUACUCACCGUGUCCAUCCUGCUGGUCAUGGAAGGUUUGUCGGCGUUCCUCCACGCUCUCCGCCUCCACUGGGUGGAGUUUCAGAACAAAUUCUACCACGGCACAGGCGUCAAGUUUGUGCCCUUCGACUUCUCCCUUUUGCCCUCGGUUUUCGAGCAAGACGGCCUCCUCUGAAGCGUCGAAUGCGGACAGACGCCGGGCCUUUUGACUUGGAAGGAUGCUGCAUACUGGGGACAAUUCUCACUGUGAAGCCUCAAGACGAUGAGAGGUCGCUCUCGUAGCAAAGUGUUUUUUGACCGUUAUGAAAAUAGAACAAAAAAAUCCUUUCUGCUGUGCUGACUGCCUUACUUCUCCAUCCAGCAAACCCCUGGGUGCACAUCGGUGGAUUUAAAACUGCAGUUGAAGGCACACGGGUGGGUUACAAACUUGCAUUGUGCUGUGUAAACAACUUCUUAGCAGCACAAUGCAAGUUAGCAAAGCAUUCUGUCAUGGUGCCAUACAUAUUUAUUUCAUAAAUUGUCUGACAAAUAGCAAAGAAGCACUUUUCAGAAAUGAUUGUAUUGUAAGGGUCACCUUAUUUAUGAUUGUGAUGAUGCCAAAAUUAAAAAAAUGUUUUGCUAUUUGCUUAUUAUUAAUGAUUCAUUAUUUAAAUGUAACCCUGUUCCUCUACUCUGCAGCCAGAUGUGCUUAUUGUAUGUAUUAUUCAUUGUGCUAUUUAUUUCAAAGAAAAAAAAACUCUGUAGUAGAGUCCAAUAUUUUACCAUUUUGAUGUGUUGAAUAAAGC